AUGCUAUUUCGCGGCGCGGGCCCCUAUCACCCGGUAGGGCUGGGCCUUGUAGCACAUGCCAUGCAAUGCCGCCUCGCGGCACGGCCUGUCCUCGCGGCUGCCUGCCAACGUGUCAACGUGUCAAUGUGUCAAUGUGUCAGCGUGCUGCUGCGUGAGCUUGCCGCUGAGUUGGGGGGUUGCGUGGAAGGGAGUGGAGUGGGUUGGCUGUGUGGGUGUGGCGUGGGUGGGCUCGCGGUCGGCUGGGCUCGGGGUAUCUAG
Messenger RNA from Chaetomium globosum CBS 148.51, 258 nucleotides. RefSeq lists its product as uncharacterized. The transcript is spliced from 2 exons. NCBI's taxonomy places the organism in Eukaryota, Fungi, Ascomycota, Sordariomycetes, Sordariales, Chaetomiaceae. The record is from RefSeq and is a predicted model, not a curated record. The coding region runs from base 1 to 258 and encodes 85 amino acids.